AUGUCCUGUGUUGUCUGGACGGUGUCUGGACGGUGUCCUGUGGAUCGGGACGCUGUCGUGGUGAACGGGCGUGAUCUGGACUAUCACGUGACUAACAGUUUUCUAACGGAUGACUUCCGUCAGCGUCGGUUCACUGUCGGGUCACUGUCUGAUCUCUGUCGGAUCGCAUUCGGGAGAAUCGGGACGCUGUCGGGACAGAUUUGUUCAAUAUGGAAUCCACGUGUGCCUGACUACAAGAACAAAGAUCAAAGAGCACAAGUUUGGGAAGACUUGGAAAAGAUUCUGACUGCACCCAAAGGAACUACCCACAAGGUGAUAUGGGAAUCCCUCAUUCACUGUCACUGCAACGCCCUGCAGAGGACAAGGACAAAGAAGAAAUUGGGCAGUGUAGCAGACAACUCCAAACCCUGGAAGUUCCUGAAGCAAAUGGAAUUUCUCAUUCCUAUCAAGGACAUUAGAAAUUCAAAGGGAAACCUGCCCGAGGCGAGUGACGAAGAAAGUGAAACGGACGCCGACAUUUUACAAGCUGCUAUGGAAGAGGCUGACAUUGUGAGUGAGGGUGAUGGAGUCGAUGUUCCCGAGCAAGCGGUUGAUGUGGUGGAGAAAAGAAAAGGAAGUGAGCAAGGAGGAAGAAAACAGAAGAAGAAGAAGGUUGAGGACAACGAAGAUCCCAUUCUGUCCUUGAUGAGAAAAAAACUGGAGAGGAAACCUGAAUCUCCGCGGAUUGGUUUUUUCAACUCCAUCAUGCCGCGGGUAGAAACUCUUGAGGAGGAUCUAUUCCAGGAGUUCCAGCUCCAAACACUACAGCUAUUGAAAAACCUUCAUGCUCAACAAACUCAACAGGGACAUUUCUCUGGGAAAUCUGGACAGUCUUCUCUGUCAUCCCAUGAUUCCUUUACCCCAAUUCCAUCACCCCUCAGCAGUUCCAUGUCAUCACCAUCACCAUCACCAUCACCAUCACAAUCCUAUUACCCUCCCACUGCUCUCUAUCGUAGUCAAAAAACUCCACAACGUCAUAUGUUUGGGCAAUCAAGACAGUCUCCCAUGCCACCCUGGCAGAGCUCCUCCUGGUCAUCAGAAUUUUCUCAGGUUGACAUGGGAUCCCAAGGUUCAGCGGACUACUCCCAACUUGGCCGGAGCACUCCUGGACCCAGCAAUUACGAUAUUCAGUGA
Gigantopelta aegis is the source of this 1173-nucleotide messenger RNA. RefSeq lists its product as uncharacterized. NCBI's taxonomy places the organism in Eukaryota, Metazoa, Mollusca, Gastropoda, Neomphalida, Peltospiridae. Bases 1 to 1173 code for a protein of 390 amino acids. The record is from RefSeq and is a predicted model, not a curated record. The transcript has 3 exons.